GCCCUACUCCUUGUUCCCAGUGUGACCCCAGUGUCCCGCUGGUGCUGUCGGAGGCCACUGGGCCAUCCCGGAGCGGCGCUGGCAGCCCUGGAGCCCUUCCCAAGGUUGCCCAAUUUGGGAUUUCUGCCCGGGAGUGCGAUCCCGGUGAUCUCACGGUGCCGGUGACACAACAGGGGGAUGCCCGUCCCCGUGUCACCAGGGCAGCCCGUGUCACCCCUUCCCACCUCCCUCCCGAAAUUCUGGAGCUGUUUCUCCCGGAUUUUCGGCUGCCACGCGCAGAGUUCAAAAGGAAGUGCCGGCCCGCGGGGAGGAGGAAGGAACCUGGAGCUGGAGUUUCCAGGUGUGUGCACAUCACCUGCCCGGCCCUAUAAAAAGGCGGCGGCGGCGGCGGCGCUGCCACUCGCCAGCCUCAUCCCUGGGGCUGCACUUCCCAAGGGCUUCCCCCCAAAUUCUGCCGUGUUCCCCAAAUUCGGGAGUGUUCCCUGCCAAACACCCCCCACCCCCCAAAUUUUGGCGUGGUCCCUCGACACCUGGCUGAUGGUCUGGCUGGCUGUCCUGGCCCUGCUGGCGGCUCUGGGGCAGUGCCGGGGGCUGCGGCGCUCCGGGGGCGGCUCCGCUCCCUCUGCCGUGCGCUGCUACAGCGGUGCCGAGCUGGGUGCCGAGGCUCCGGAGCAGCUGCUGGCGCGGAGGCUGCGCUGGGACCGGCAGGUGUCGGUGCAGCUGGUGCCGCAGCUGGAGCUCCUGGAGGCCGGCGGGGCCCGGCGGCAGCGGCGGCACCGCCCGCCCGCCUGCCCCGCGCUGUCCCUGCGGGCCGGGCUCCGCAGCGAGCCCCACGAGCGCUCCAUCUCCCCGUGGCGCUACCGCAUCGACGAGGACGAGAACCGCUACCCUCGCAAGCUGGCCUUCGCCGAGUGCCUGUGCAGCGGCUGCGUGGAUGUGAAAACCGGCCGGGAGACGAGCUCGCUCAACUCGGUGACCAUCCACCAGACCAUGCUGGUGCUGCGGCGCAAACCCUGCCCGCGGCCCGCGGGGCUGGGGCUGGUCACGCUGGAGGUGGAUUACAUCCGAGUGCCCGUGGGCUGCACCUGCGUCCUGCCCCGCACCGCCAGCUGAGCCCUGCCCCGGUGACCGUGUCACCGCCCCCGCCCGUGCUUGUUUUAGAGCACCCGACCCCGCUGGGGUGUCCCCUCCCCUGGUUAUUUAUGAGUUAUUUAUAAGCCUUGCUGCCGGGGGGCUUUUUGUACCCCCUAUUUAUUGCUGACCCCCCCCCCCCGCCCAGCCACGGCUGUGACUCCAGGGCCAGCAUCGCCCCACGGUGCUAAAGGCCCCCCGGCUGGACCCUGUGAGUGCUGCUGAGACACUCACUGGUUAUUUAUUCCCCCAAAAAGCUAUUUAUUGUCUCCUCUCUAGUGCUAUUUAAUGCUGCAAAUAAAAGCCUGGCACAGUGGUCGCUCUGCUCCCGGCCGGGGCAGUGUUGGGGUGUUGGGAUGUUGGGAAUUGGGACAGGCACCUCCACGGGUGGUGCCCGGCUGUGGGACAGCCCUCACGGUGGGCAGAGCACCAGUGCAGCAGGGCAGGAGGAACUGGGAGGUGAUGGGGAGGCUGGCAGGGCACGGGGGUGCCCCACACCCCCAGCCCCGGGAGGACCCAGCCCUGGCACCCCGACACCCACACCUUUCCCAUGGCUCUGCCCCCGGGCACCACGGCCCACGGAGCUGGUGCCACCUGCCAGGGCCACUCCACCUGUGCUGGCAGCACCUAGAGGGGCCCUGGGCCACCUGCACCCCCUGAGGGGCCAGGGUCUGCGUGGGGAGGGGGCAGAGGGGGGCCUGGAGCAGCUGCUGAUCCCAGUGGGAUCAGGGAUUUGGCACCCACAUCACACCGGGGAACUUCCUGCACCCACAAGUGGGACUGGGAAGGGAAAUGCUCCCCACAUUCCCUGCUGGGGGCUAUCCCAGGUUUUGGGGGCUCCUUUGGGACUUGCUGUGCAGCUCCCAGUUCUACCCCACUGAUGGCUCCAUAAGGAUUUUGGGAGGGGACCCUGCCCUGGCUAUACUCUG
Molecule: messenger RNA, 2060 nt
Organism: Poecile atricapillus (Black-capped chickadee)
Lineage: Eukaryota; Metazoa; Chordata; Aves; Passeriformes; Paridae
Gene: IL17C
Product: interleukin 17C
Exons: 3
Coding region: 178-1113 (311 amino acids)
Biological process (GO): inflammatory response
Cellular component (GO): extracellular region
Molecular function (GO): cytokine activity
Source: RefSeq, a predicted model, not a curated record